CAUUGUCCACCAGCCCCCCAAGCAGUGGAAAAACGGCGUAACACCCAUCGACCCUCUCUCAGUCGAAGCCAUCCGCGCUUCAGGAUGGAGCCCAGAUAUGGACGAGCUCGCCCGUCAGCCACGCCACGGGCCCAACUACAACCAGUUGCUGCACCUUCUCAAUGAUUUGCAGAAUCAUGCCAGUAGUUGGCCCUUCCUGGUACCCGUUAACAAAGACGAGGUGCACGACUACUACGAUGUCAUCAAGGAGCCUAUGGACUUAAGUACCAUGGAGGACAAGCUUGAGAAAGAUCAAUACAACACGCCCGAGGAUUUCAUUAAGGACGCCAAGCUCAUAUUCGACAACUGCCGAAAGUACAAUAACGAGAACACCCCUUACGCAAAGUGCGCCAACAAGGUCGAGAAGUACAUGUGGCAGCAAAUCAAGGCGAUUCCCGAGUGGUCACACCUCGAGCCUUAGAAGGGUGGAAGUCGUGAGGACCGUCAGAUGGAGGAGCAAGAUGUUGCCCAGCAUGACAAUGACAACUCUGUCACACAUGGCAUAUACGAAAACGUUGUUGCCCAUGUCGACAAUGAUAACGUUGAUGCUGAUCCGGAUUGGAGCGAAAAUCGUCCCGCUACCAGCGCUAACCGCGUCGGUCGACCCCCCAAACGUGGCCGUGGUAGGCCAAGGAUCCACCAGAGAGGGAGAAACACGAACAGGGGCCGUAGCACAUGGACACAGCCCCAAGCUCAGAAAGAACCGAAAGCACAUGAUCAACCAUCUGGAGAGAAGAAGACGGUCACUCCAUUUUUUGAACCCAGGAAAACCCGAGCCACCGCUAAAAAGGAGGAUCUGGUGUUACAAGAGGCGAUCAGGACUAGUACUGAACCUGACAGUCGUCAUGGCAGCCGGGCACUGUCCGCUGGUGCUGACAAAGAAACGGUGAUUAUGAAUACUGGCUUUGAUGCGCGCGCUUCGAAGGCUGGCCCUGAAAAGUCACGUCCCGAUUAUGCAGUACAGCCGUUACAGAAUCUAGAAACAACAAAGAAGCUACCAGACCAGGAACUGGAUGGUGGAAAGAAGACAGGAGGAAAUGGCACUGAGAGUAAUGUCUCGAAUGUGAGCCAAGGCCAUACUCAGGGGUUCAUACAGGCACCAGAGCCCCUCAUCUACCCAGACGGUUUUGGGAAAUGGGAACAGCAAGCUGCGCUAGACCGGUAUGGAGAAGAUGUCCUCUCGGAGUUUCGAGGAAUAUGGCGAGAAAUACUCAAAUCCAUCGACACCGACGCCCCAAAUCGGAGGAGUGCCGUGGACGUAUGGAAGUCGCUGUUGGAUCCCGAUUUGGCUACUCGAUUCCGUGCGUCACUGUCAGCGCGGUAUCGUGAAUACACCAACCGGUGUAAACAAAAGAUGGAGCAGGGAACACCUAAACGAAAUUCCUCCGGACAGCCAGGGAAACGACAACAUGAGGAGGCUGAAUCACCAGAGCAGGACGACUCGCCAGUGCCGCCGCAUCCGAAACGACGCAAGCGUGCGGCAUCGCCUCCAUCUGACAGGUCGAUGCAGCAACAAGAGCAGCAGCAGAACCAGCCAGGGAAACGGCAACACGAAGAGGUUGAAUCACAAGAGCAGGAAGACUCUCCGGUCCCGCAUCCGAAACGGCGCAAGCUUGCAACAUCGUCACAGUCUGACAGUACCUUCUCGGACAGUUCUGGACCGAGACAAGGUUCUGCAUGGCGGAUGAUAAGGGACCCAUAUGGGGAGUCUGUCACGGACCUUCCGCGGAAGCACGAUAUAGAAGCGGAGAGCCCAAGCAAAAAGGUUUCUUUCAGAAUUCGGAAGGAAGGAAUUUCAAAAACACAGACCCAGAGGAAGAACAACCCUAUUGGGACGCGCUAGAAACGACGGGAGGGCCCAUACACAGCGGAAAUGGAGGCUCUCGAGGACGAGCGAGCGUUUAGCGCAAGAGAGUGGGAUAGUCUUGGUGCGGAUAUGGCGUAGACAUGCAGUUGGCGGUUUUCGCUUUCUUUUCGUUUUAUACCCUUUUUCGGUGGUUGAAAUCUAUUAUGAUUUGCAGAGGAUGAUUUGAGUUAUAGCCAUUAACUAGCGUGAAGGUAGUACUUUUCAUCUAAAUAUCUUUCUUGAGCCAU
Molecule: messenger RNA, 2133 nt
Organism: Neurospora tetraspora
Lineage: Eukaryota; Fungi; Ascomycota; Sordariomycetes; Sordariales; Sordariaceae
Exons: 1
Coding region: 488-1882 (464 amino acids)
Source: RefSeq, a predicted model, not a curated record